Molecule: messenger RNA, 1476 nt
Organism: Aphanomyces astaci
Lineage: Eukaryota; Oomycota; Saprolegniomycetes; Saprolegniales; Verrucalvaceae
Exons: 7
Coding region: 1-1476 (491 amino acids)
Cellular component (GO): membrane
Source: RefSeq, a predicted model, not a curated record
AUGAAUCCGUCGCGGCUGAACGUCCUGACGAAGCGACAGAACGAAGCGCAUGCCGCUCGUCUUCGGAGCCAAUACUCGUCUUCUCGAGGGGCGAUGGCAUUUCUUCUCAUGACAAGUCUUCUCGUGCUGCUGCCGUAUGUAUCUGCCUGGUUUUCGUCGGCCAUUGUUGCAUCCAUCUUUGUCGUGCUGCCCGGUUACGCGGUGGCAUUGAUCAGUGGCCUUAUUGCUGUCAAGGCAGCGUACGUCGCCGUGGUCAAUCAGUGGACCGAUUUCCACGUCCCAACUACGACCGCAAAGCAAGCUGAGACAGCACCACAUGCAGACACGGGCUUACGUCAGCGAAAAUUUGUGGUGCCGGAAGUUGUCGGAGAGGUGAUACCCCUUGAAUCUUCUUCGCAGAGCGUCGUGCGCAAAGCACCGUCCAUCAUCUCCACGGAGGCGGAGCUGCUUCCGUACCGACCAACGACGGACGAGGCCGACAUGAGUGAGCCGGCCACGCUGAACUUUGGGUUUGGCAUGGAAAUGUCGUCAGCCAUCAACCCCAACGGACUCUACGCCCAUACAUAUGCUGUCAUGAAGCCGUCGGCGAAACCUCCGGCGCGAAAGGAGCUCGAGUCGGCCCUCUCGAGCGCUCCGCAUGUGGACAAGGCGCACGAGGUGUUGGCGGAUUGCCGCCUCAAGCCACGGCACAUGGGCAACCUCUGCGAUACGCUGCGGCAUGUGCUGGCGCAGCAUCUGCAGGACGUCCUCGGCAACUUUGCGCAAAACAUGGAUGAACUGUCCAAGCUGGGUCUCCGACGGGACAUGCUCGUGGACGUCGCCGCCGUCCAUCCGGUUGUGUCCAUCCACGUACCCGGGGAACCCGCGCCGCGGUCGAUUCCGAACGUAUCGAUGAAGCAUGUGAUCGAUAUGGCCCGGUCCGAGCCAGUGUUUGCGUCCCGCGCGCGGCCAAACGUCCAUCUGUUGCGCGAAUAUGAAUCGUUGAUCAAGUACUUUGACGUGAAAGAAGAGUACAGCACGGCUUACGCGAUCCACCGGCUGCAAACGCUGGGCGAAGACGGGUUCCUGGGCCCGUACCGGUGGGACAGCGGGGGCAAAUGGAAGGGGAAGCCGUGGACCAAGGACGCGAUGCUUCCGUCCGAUGCCGAGCUCAUCAUGAACCUCUUCUGCGCCAUGCUGGACGACGUGCUCCCCGCCACAAGCGACACAGAUCGGCCGUUCCGUCGCGCACACUACGCGCCGUCGCCACCUACCAAGUCGGCGAGCAUUCGCGGCAUGUUCCUCAUCUUCUGCAGCCAGGUCUCCCCGCCCAACUUUAAAGUGAUUGCAAACGGAGCCGUGUGGGAGAUUCUGCCUGGCAAGACCAAUGUGUUUCAAGCGAUCGUGCUGUUUCUGCAUGCAGUCAAGACGUACAAGUCGGGCCAUCUCGGCAACAUCAACCUCCACGUCCUGCUCGAAGAGAUCUUUGACAAAUAA